ACCCCGGUGCGGUGCGGGCAGGCCAUCCGCCUCACCCACCUGGGCACCGGCCGCAACCUCCACAGCCACCGCUUCGCCUCCCCGCUUUCCGGAAACCAGGAGGUGAGCGCGUUCGGGGAAGCCGGCGAAGGCGACUACCUGGACGACUGGACGGUGGUGUGCGGCGGGACGUACUGGGCGCGGGACGCCGAGGUGCGCUUCCAGCACGCCUCCACCGACGUCUUCCUCUCGGUGACGGGGGAGCAGUACGGGCGGCCCAUCCAGGGGCAGAAGGAGGUGCACGGCAUGGCUGCUUCCAGCCAGAAUAACUACUGGAAGGUGAUGGAGGGUAUCUUCAUGCAGCCCAGUGAGGUCUUCAGAGCGGAGCGGUACCACGCUGAGCUGUGAUGGACAGACGGAC
This is a messenger RNA of Eurypyga helias (sunbittern), 400 nucleotides long. It is a transcript of the gene SDF2, whose product is annotated as stromal cell-derived factor 2. The record is from RefSeq and is a predicted model, not a curated record. NCBI's taxonomy places the organism in Eukaryota, Metazoa, Chordata, Aves, Eurypygiformes, Eurypygidae. The transcript has 2 exons. The annotation marks the transcript as partial.